GAUAGAAGCAGAAGAAAAAGAAUCCAAUUUUGAAAAGCGCUUCUGCGUUGAAGUAUUUGAGGAUCGGAAGCAACUGCAAGUGAAAUUCCAUCGCAAGGUUCUUCCGAAAGAAGCUGUGAGAGGGAGUUCAACUAGAGGAACGCACAGUAUUCGAGUUGAGUGUAUCAUAUAAAUCAAGGACCAAAGAACUCAAAACAGAUUCCAACCCGCACUAUGAAAAACAGCUCUUUGGCCUUUCAGAGACGAAGGCGUGUGGCCAUUGCCUUGGUUCCACCAUUUGUAUCGCUACUUUGUAUGGAUGCGAUUCCGGCAUCAUCAGCAUUUCUACAAUCGACGAAGCAAAUACACCAUUCCUCAUCUUUGCUCUAUUCGUCUUCGCUUAUCCUGAGCAAGGAAUCAGAAAUAUCGCCAAAGACUUGUAACGAUGGUAGCAGUGAUUGUUUGGUAUCGUCGGUAAUCCUUGAUUCGGAAAGCAGCCCAAAAGAACCAGAGCAGCGUCGGUAUGAUCAGAGCAAGCACAGUCACAAUCCAAUAAAUGGUUGGCUGAAAGACCAGGGACUUCCUCGCGGUUUGCGCCAUGCUUUGCUGGACAACAUCCAGGAGGUAUCUAGCAAACGAAUCUGGAUCGUAGACAAUAGCGGAUCGAUGAAGAUGAUGGAUGGACACGAGAAUUUAGAGUCACGUGAUAGAGAUGGCAGAGACGAAUACAAGGAUGUCAACAAAGAAGAUGAUAAGAUUCUUGUACCAAGGAUCGGCGUCGUAAGUAAUGAUUUCGCCGAUGGCGAUAUCUCGCGCUGGACCGAAUUGCGGCAAACCGUCAAUUAUCACGCCACAUUAAACUCUGUCCUAGGAGCUCCGACAGAGUUUCGCUUCCUGAACAAGCCUUCGAAUGGAGGUCCUCGAAAUUUCCGAGUUGGCUACGAGAAUCAACACAUUCACAGACAAAGCAACAACAAUGAAAAUAAAAUCCGAAUCUUUGGUGGUGGAGGGAAAAAUCGUAAUGUUGGCCGCAAGCGCGAUUCGUGGCGAGCCCACAAGAUUAUGAACCGGAAUCAGCCAAAGGGCCAAACUCCACUUCACGAGGCUGUGUUGGACGUUAAGCGAGAUAUAAUCAAGAUGCGCCCGCAACUACUGGCCGACGGUAUGCGCGUCACAUUGGUCAUUUGUACGGAUGGGUGCUCGGAGGACAUGGAGACGGUCCUUGAAUCAUUAAAAGGAUUGCCAGUAAACGUCGUAAUUAGAUUGUGCACUGAUUUUGGGAAUGUCUUGGACUUUUACAACGCCCUAGACGAGCGACAUGACGAUCCUUCGGGAUCCUUUUUGGAUGUUCUCGACGACCACGAGGGCGAGGCCGCCGAGGUUUACAGGCACAAUCCUUGGCUAAACUAUGCCUUGGUUUUGCAUCAGAUGCGCGAGUUGGGACUCCAGGGAAGUAAUGGUCUGCUCGAUGUUCUCGAUCAAAGAGCUCUUUCAAUCGACGAGAUCAGAGAUUUUUGUGCUCUCCUGUUUGGGACCACGGCUGAUUUGCUUCCCGACCCGCUAUGCGACUGGGAGAACUUUGUAACCGAGGUCGAUCAUCUCCAACAACGAGAACAGUGUCACUGGAACCCUUCCCUGGGUGAAGUAACUCCAUGGGUUGAUGUAGAUGAGCUACUGGCCAUGGAAUGACCCUAAUAAAAUCGAAACUCCUUUCUAGUCACCAGGGACUGAGAAUUGGAAAACAUGGAUGUGAUGUAUAUAAGAGCAUCGAAAAUUGAAAUAAUCUCAGAUGCUGCAGUGAUGACGUUAUUAUGAUGAUGGUACUACUCAAGAGUACUGCAAUAUUUUUUCCUUUUUGUAUUGCAAAUUGUCAUGAAUAUUACAAAUUCCUGGAAGAGUAUCCAAUUGAUGAUGCCUGUGAUACAUCAAUGAGUCUGAAACAGUAGUUCCAUGACAACAUGGCACCACGAAACUUUAGAUGCAUUUUAUUAUAAUAACGAGUAAGCGGAGGGAGGUGCCGCCCCUCGGAGCGACUAGAAGCAUGCUUUCCACCAAAAGCUAUGGUUCUGGCCAUGUAGUGCCUCUUCUAGUUCACGAGGUUAAAAUACAAUAUUAAGAUUUUA
Pseudo-nitzschia multistriata is the source of this 2102-nucleotide messenger RNA. The record is from the annotation of a GenBank genome assembly. Lineage: Eukaryota; Bacillariophyta; Bacillariophyceae; Bacillariales; Bacillariaceae.